CGGCGGCGGCAUCCCGGAUCCGCGGAUGCGCUGCCCAUCCCCAUCCCCGUCCCCAUCCCCAGCCCCAUCCCCGCGCGGAAGGGACACCUGAGGCUCCGGCAGGCGGGCGGGGAUCGCCGCCGUUGGCAAGGGGAGAGAGCGGCGGGGGAAGGCGGGCCGGCGCUGGCUGUGUGUGCCGGUGGGCAGGGGGCUGGUUAUCAUGGCGGAUCGGACGGCUCCGCGCUGCCAGCUCCGGCUGGAGUGGGUGUACGGAUACCGGGGCCACCAGUGCCGCAACAACCUGUACUACACGGCAGGGAAAGAGGUGGUGUACUUCGUGGCUGGAGUCGGCGUGGUUUACAACACCAGGGAGCACAGCCAGAAAUUCUUCCUCGGGCACAACGAUGAUAUUAUCAGCCUGGCAGUGCACCCGGAUAAAACGCUGGUGGCCACGGGGCAGGUGGGGAAGGAUCCCUACAUCUGCAUCUGGGACUCGUUCCGCGUCCAGACCGUGUCUGUCCUGAAGGAUGCGCACACGCACGGCGUGGCCUGCCUGGCCUUCGACUCGGACGGCCAGCGCUUGGCUUCCGUGGGACUGGAUGCCAAAAACACAGUGUGCAUUUGGGACUGGAAGAGAGGAAAGCUCCUGGCAACAGCUACAGGCCAUUCUGACAGGAUAUUUGAUAUUUCCUGGGAUCAGUACCAGCCAAACAGAAUUGUCAGCUGUGGAGUAAAACACAUAAAGUUCUGGACCUUGUGUGGGAACGCCCUGACAGCAAAGAGAGGAAUAUUUGGUAAAACAGGAGAUCUCCAGACAAUCCUGUGUUUAGCCUGUGCUAAAGAAGACAUCACCUACUCGGGGGCUUUGAACGGGGACAUCUAUGUUUGGAAAGGGCUCAACCUGGUCCGCACAAUUCAAGGAGCACACGGUGCUGGGAUUUUCAGCAUGUAUGCUUGUGAGGAAGGCUUUGCCACGGGAGGGAGAGAUGGCUGCAUCCGCCUGUGGGACACCGAGUUCAAACCAAUCACUAAAAUCGAUCUCAGGGAGACUGAACAAGGAUACAAAGGGCUGUCCAUCCGCAGCGUGUGCUGGAAAGCCGACAGGCUGCUGGCAGGGACCCAGGACAGCGAGAUCUUCGAGGUGCUCGUCAGGGAGAGGGACAAGCCCAUGCUGAUCAUGCAGGGCCACUGCGAGGGGGAGCUCUGGGCCCUGGCCGUGCAUCCCAAGAAACCUCUGGCAGUGACGGGCAGCGACGAUCGCUCCGUGCGGUUGUGGAGCCUGGCUGACCACGCCUUGAUCGCGCGCUGCAACAUGGAGGAGGCCGUGCGGAGCGUGUCCUUCAGUCCUGACGGAUCCCAGCUGGCUCUUGGCAUGAAGGAUGGCUCCUUCAUUGUCCUCAGAGUGAGGGACAUGACGGAGGUGGUUCACAUCAAGGACCGCAAGGAGGUGAUCCAUGAGAUGAAGUUCUCCCCUGACGGCUCCUACCUGGCCGUGGGCUCCAACGACGGCCCCGUGGACAUCUACGCCGUGGCCCAGAGAUACAAAAAAAUCGGGGAGUGCAGCAAAUCCUCCAGUUUCAUCACUCACAUCGACUGGUCUGUGGACAGCAAGUUCCUGCAGACCAACGAUGGCGCUGGGGAGAGGCUCUUCUACAAGAUGCCCUCUGGGAAGCAUCUCACGAGCAAAGAUGAGAUCAAAGGAAUUCACUGGGCCUCGUGGACCUGUGUGAUAGGAUCUGAAGUGAGUGGGAUUUGGCCAAAGUACACAAACAUCACAGAUGUCAACUCUGUGGAUGGGAAUUACAGCAGCUCCGUGCUGGUGACUGGUGAUGACUUUGGGCUGGUGAAAUUAUUCCGAUUUCCGUGCCUAAAGAAAGGAGCUAAAUUCAGGAAAUACGUUGGCCACUCAGCCCAUGUCACCAAUGUGCGCUGGUCCCAUGAUUUCCAGUGGGUUUUGAGCACGGGAGGUGCUGAUCACUCUGUUUUUCAGUGGAGAUUUGUUCCAGAAGGGAUAACCAAUGGCGUCCUGGAAGCCUCUCCACAAGCAGAGGGUGGUGUUGAUUCCUACAGUGAGGAAUCAGAUUCAGAUUUAUCCGACGUGCCAGAGCUGGAUUCUGACAUUGAGCAGGAAGCUCAAAUCAACUACGAUCGCCAGGUUUACAAAGAAGACCUACCUCAGCUAAAACAGCAAAGUAAAGAGAAAAACCAUUCUGUGCCCUUCCUUAAGAGAGAGCGAGCGCCCGAGGACAGCUUGAAGCUGCAGUUCAUACAUGGGUACAGGGGCUAUGACUGCAGGAACAACCUGUUCUACACGCAGGCAGGAGAGGUGGUUUAUCACAUCGCCGCCGUGGCCGUCGUCUACAACCGGCAGCAGCACUCGCAGCGCCUCUACCUCGGCCACGACGACGACAUCCUCAGCCUCAGCAUCCACCCCAUCAAGGACUACGUGGCCACUGGGCAGGUUGGAAGAGAUGCUGCCAUCCACGUUUGGGACACCCAGACCCUGAAAUGUUUGUCCUUGCUCAAAGGCCAGCACCAGAGAGGAGUGUGUGCGCUGGAUUUCUCAGCUGAUGGGAAAUGUUUGGCAUCUGUUGGGCUGGAUGACAACCAUGCCAUCGUGUUCUGGGACUGGAAAAAGGGAGAAAAGCUGGCAACAACCAGGGGCCAUAAAGAUAAAAUAUUUGUUGUGAAGUGCAAUCCACAUCAUGUGGACAGACUAGUCACAGUUGGGAUGAAGCACAUCAAAUUUUGGCAGCAAACAGGGGGAGGCUUCACGUGCCGCCGGGGCACGUUUGGCAGCGCGGGGAAGCUGGAGACCAUGAUGAGCGUGGCGUACGGGCGCGAGGAGCUCGUCUUCUCCGGGGCCGCCACUGGGGACAUCUUCAUCUGGAAGGACACCCUGCUGCUGAGGACAGUGAAGGCCCAUGAUGGACCUGUGUUUGCCAUGCACGCCCUGGACAAGGGCUUUGUAACGGGUGGAAAAGAUGGAAUUGUGGCCCUUUGGGAUGAUAUGUUUGAGAGAUGUCUGAAGACAUAUGCUAUUAAAAGAGCAGCACUCUCUGCUAGUUCUAAAGGUUUACUUUUAGAAGACAACCCCUCCAUCCGAGCCAUCAGCCUGGGGCAUGGGCACAUCCUGGUAGGAACUAAAAAUGGAGAAAUACUUGAAAUUGAUAAAAGUGGGCCUAUGACUCUGCUAGUUCAGGGCCACAUGGAAGGAGAAGUGUGGGGGCUGGCAGCUCACCCCCUGCUGCCCGUCUGCGCCACCGUGAGCGACGACAAAACCCUGCGCAUCUGGGAGCUGUCGGCUCAGCACCGCAUGCUGGCAGUCAGGAAACUCAAAAAAGGCGGGCGCUGCUGCGCCUUCUCCCCCGACGGGAAGGCGCUGGCCGUGGGGCUGAACGACGGCAGCUUCCUGGUGGUCAACGCUGACACUGUGGAGGACAUGGUCUCCUUCCACCACAGGAAGGAGAUGAUCUCGGAUAUCAAGUUUUCCCGAGAAUCAGGCAAGUACCUGGCUGUGGCUUCCCACGAUAACUUUGUGGACAUUUACAACGUCCUGACCAGCAAAAGAGUCGGCAUUUGCAAAGGUGCCUCCAGCUACAUCACCCACAUCGACUGGGACUCCAGAGGAAAGUUAUUGCAAGUCAAUUCUGGUGCCAAAGAACAACUAUUUUUUGAAGCACCCAGGGGGAAAAGACAUAUUAUAAGAAUUGCUGAGAUAGAGAAGAUCGAGUGGGACACGUGGACGUGUGUGCUCGGCCCCACGUGCGAGGGGAUCUGGCCCAUGCACAGCGAUGUCACCGUGGUCAACGCCGCCAGCCUCACCAAGGACAGGACCCUGCUGGCCACAGGAGAUGACUUUGGCUUCGUCAAGCUCUUCUCCUACCCAGUGAAGGGCCAGCACGCCAGGUUCAAGAAGUACGUGGGGCACAGUGCCCAGGUGACCAACGUGCAGUGGCUGCACAACGACUCCGUGCUCCUCACCGUGGGCGGCGCCGACACCGCCCUCAUGAUCUGGACCAGGGAGUUCCUGGGCAUCCAGGAGAGCAAGCUGGUGGACAGUGAGGAGUCAGACACUGAUGCAGAAGAGGAUGGAGGAUAUGACAGUGAUGUUGCAAGAGAAAAAGCAAUUGACUACACCACUAAGAUCUAUGCAGUGAGCAUCCGGGAAAUGGAAGGCACAAAACCCCAUCAGCAGCUGAAGGAGGUUUCAGUGGAAGAGAGGCAGGGAAUUGUCAAGGGAUCAAGGCCACCUGUGAGCAGAGCUGCUCCUCAGCCCGAGAAGCUGCAGAAGAACAACGUCAACAAAAAGAAGAAACUGGUUGAGGAGCUGGCUCUGGACCACGUGUUUGGAUACAGAGGGUUUGACUGUCGCAACAACCUGCAUUACCUGAACGAUGGUGCUGACAUCAUCUUCCACACUGCUGCAGCAGGCAUUGUCCAGAACCUCUCCACUGGUAGCCAGAGCUUCUACCUGGAGCACACUGAUGACAUCCUGUGCCUGACAGUGAACCAGCACCCCAAGUACAAGAACGUGGUGGCCACCAGCCAGAUCGGUGACAUGACAGAAUUCCCAGGUACAACCCCCACAAUUCACAUCUGGGAUGCCAUGAGCAAGCAAACCCUUUCCAUGCUGCGCUGCUUCCACACCAAAGGGGUCAACUACGUGAACUUCAGCGCCACUGGCAAACUGCUGGUGUCAGUGGGAGUGGACCCAGAGCACACCAUCACUGUCUGGAGGUGGCAGGAAGGGGCUAAAGUUGCCAGCAGGGGAGGGCACCUGGAGAGGAUCUUUGUUGUGGAGUUCCGCCCAGACUCUGACACUCAGUUCGUGUCCGUGGGGGUGAAGCACAUGAAGUUCUGGACCUUGGCUGGCAGCGCUCUGCUCUACAAGAAGGGAGUCAUUGGUUCCAUGGAAGAUGCCAAAAUGCAAACCAUGCUCUCUGUUGCCUUUGGAGCAAAUAACCUGACGUUCACUGGUGCCAUAAAUGGAGAUGUGUACGUGUGGAAGGAUCAUUUCCUGGUCAGGCUGGUGGCCAAGGCUCACACAGGGCCCGUGUUCACCAUGUACACCACGCUGCGUGACGGGCUCAUUGUCACUGGAGGGAAGGAGAGGCCCACCAAGGAGGGGGGAGCAGUGAAGCUGUGGGACCAGGAGAUGAAGCGGUGCCGCGCGUUCCAGCUGGAGACCGGGCAGCUCAUCGAGUGCGUGCGCUCCGUGUGCCGGGGCAAGGGGAAAAUCUUGGUGGGAACAAAGGAUGGAGAAAUCCUGGAAGUCGGAGAAAAAAACGCUGCUUCCAACUUGUUAAUUGACUGUCACAUGGAAGGAGAGAUCUGGGGCUUGGCAACUCACCCCUCCAAAGACAUUUUCAUCUCUGCAAGCAACGACGGAACAGCCAGGAUCUGGGACCUGUCGGACAAGAAGCUGCUGAACAAGGUGAGCCUGGGGCACCCCGCGCGCUGCGCCGCGUACAGCCCCGACGGGGAGAUGGUGGCCAUCGGCAUGAGGAACGGGGAAUUCGUGCUGCUCCUGGGAACCAGCCUCCGCCUCUGGGGCAAGAAAAGGGACAGGAGGGCGCCCAUCCAGGACAUCAGGAUCAGCCCUGAUAACCGCUUCCUGGCUGUGGGAUCCCAGGAACACACCGUGGAUUUCUAUGACCUCACCCAGGGCACCUCCCUGAACCGCAUCGGCUACUGCAAGGACAUCGCCAGCUUUGUCAUCCAGAUGGACUUCUCUGCAGACAGCAGCUACAUCCAGGUAUCCACAGGUGCCUACAAGCGCCAGGUUCACGAGGUGCCCCUGGGAAAGCAAAUCACAGACCCUGCAGUGAUAGAGAAAAUCACCUGGGCCACGUGGACCAGCAUUCUUGGAGACGAAGUCAUUGGGAUCUGGCCUCGGAAUGCGGACAAAGCAGAUGUGAACUGUGCCUGUGUGACCCACGCUGGCCUGAACAUAGUCACAGGAGAUGACUUCGGGCUGGUCAAGCUCUUUGACUUCCCAUGCACAGAGAAAUUUGCCAAACACAAGCGGUACUUCGGGCACUCGGCGCACGUCACCAACAUCCGCUUCUCGCACGACGACAAGUUCGUGGUGAGCACCGGAGGGGACGACUGCAGUGUGUUCGUGUGGCGCUGCCUCUGAGGGACCUCUGGCUGCUGCUGUCCUGCCCCAGUGAGGGCUGUGCUGGCCAGGCCAGCCAGGAACACCCCCCUGGCUGCAGGAAUGCCAGCCCUGCUGCAGGCUGACAUCUCCAGAUCACUCAUCCCAACUUACCAGGAGGGAAGGGGAGCUGGCGUUGGCGAGCCCGACGCCCUUGCCAAGGAAGCUGAGGUUUGAAGGGUAACCCAGGGAUCCCAAAGGAAUGAACAGUUCACUCACAAAGCUGCUUUUGCCUAAUACUGUGUUGUUCAAACCAUGUCUGAAAAGGGAGAAAAAUGCUGACAAAAUGCUGGGCCCUUCAGUUUCCAAAUUUGUGGCUUGAACAAAGUUCAAGAAGUGGGUGGGUUUUAACCAUGCCUGCUAAAAACUCCAGUUGGGUGCACUCAGUAAAGCUGGGAGCAUUUAAUGAGCAGACUGGGGAGGGGGGAGGCCACCCUCCAGCUUUCAUUAAUUGAAGGAGUAAAGUAUCCUUUUUUUUUUUAAAGUCCAUUUUAUUUUUAAAUAUAUAUAUUUGGCAGAAUUUUCUAUCCAUGAAGUGCCUUGGAAUAAUUUUCUAGUAGUUGGGCUGCAGCCUUGCCUCCCCCCACCUGCUUUCCACACGGUGCUAUGACUCUCACCCAGAGGAGGGCUAAACCAUUCUCACCUUUUCCAGCUGGGUACUUACAUGAUCCCUGUUUUCUGCUUUGGGUUUUUAAUACCUUCACAAGCAAAUUCCCCACUAGCUCUGUGCUGGCAGAAGGCCAAAGGGAUGGCAUUCCAGCUCCUGGGCAGCUGCUCCUGCAGCCAGCAGUGCAAGCUAACUCCAGCAGUGAGUGAGAGGAGAGGCUUUGGACAGACUUGGUUCAAGAGAAUUUAACACCAGGAUGGAGGGAGUCAUUCCCCAAGUGUUCCUGCAUGCUCCCCAUUUCUGGGAAAAUGUGCUUUACACUCCUACGGCAGUGGUCAGCCAGAAUCUUGGCCUGGUGGGAAAGCUUCCAUCAAUCCCUGGUCCUGUUCUGGAGGGGAAUCCCUGGAAUGUCCCCAUAGCAGGGCUCUGUGUGCCCUCCAGCCAGUCCCUGCUGCUUGUAAGCAGAACAUAAAGCCCCUGGUACCAGGAAAUGCAGGGUUUUUUUAGGAAAAAGCUCAUCCUGGCUGACUCUGGGCUCCUCUCCCUUACCCCACAGAGCCCCUUGUCCUGGCCUGGGGAACAGCUGAGCUCAAAGGAGAGCUGCCUCCAUGGGGAAGUGCAACCAUGGACAGACAGUUCCAAAAUGCAACUCAAGCCCUUCACCAAAAACUCAAGGGACAGUGGAAUUGGAGAAAGUUUAAAAAGGAAUUGCAAAAAUGGGCAAUGCCAAAACAUGGAUUUAAGAUAUUUAAGAUUAUGGGCAUGGAACAAUGUCCAUAUUUCUAAAUUACCUUUCUUAAUUUAAAAGAAAUAAAGGCUAAAAGGAAACAUUUACACUUACAUUUAGUCUCUGAAAAGCAAUAGUGCUUUAGUCCCAGUUCAGGACAAUAGGAUUUUGAACUCUGGAACCUUCCUGCCAGUCCAUUCCUGCUGCCCACUGCAUAGAAAAGUAGCAAAAACAUCCCAUUAAAGGAGUGGAUUCCUGUCUGUUUAACACACAAAGUGCUUCAGCAACCUCAAAGAAUCACCUUUUUUUUACAAUUGAAUUUAUUAAUUCCUUAUAUGACUAUACAGCAGAGCAGUUUGUCAGAUACACAGUACAAGUCCCUAUGCAGUUUUUUCUUUAAAGAAACCUUCGGGAUCAAAUCCUGUUCUGUCACUGCUGCCAGCAGUGAGCACCUCUGCCUGUGUUGUAACCACUCAUGUUUGCCUUCCUUCCAUGUUGAUUGUAUCCCAAAUCAAACCAGUUGUGUGGCAGAAUGAAUUAAUCAGUGAUGUGAGAAAUACCUUCAAGCAAUAGUGUCUGUCAGGAAAACCACGCACUUACAGUUUGGAUGUUUCUAUGGUCUGGCUUCCUGUAUAAAAGGCUCAGAAGUAAUGCUGUAUUUUACUGUAAACUGAAAUAGUAAUGCAUGAAUUUCUAUUUUUCAAUAUGGUCAAGAUGCCACUCAUUUAAAAUCUGCAUCUCAAAUCGGUACACAAGUUUUCAAUGUCCAGCUCUUAAAUCAGACCUGGGGAAAGACGACUGGGACUUAUUUCCUUCAAACCUGAAAAUGGCAUCAACAUUCCUAUCUCAAAAAUCCAAGAACCUGACACCCUCUGGAGCUCCCUGGGACACUGGAGCUGGUCCUGAGCAACUCCUUGCCACUGCAGAGAGAGAAAAGGGACCGUGACAAACCCACCCUGCACCCACUGUGCUCAGACACUACUGCCACCACCAUGGACAAUGGAUAUUUAUCACAAUGAACUUCAAAUAAACACAAAUAUAUUAAACUUGCCUCAAGAAAGCCAAAUACCGGUGUUAUUUUAUGUCUAUAAGCUUUAUUGAUACUUGGGGUUUUGGGGUUGGUUUGGGUUUGGUUUUUUUUUUUUUUUUUGCUUUUUUGUUGGGUUUUUUUUUUUUUUACAUUUCACAAUGCAUUCCACAGACUUAGUUCAGUACAGCUCAAACUGCAAGUGUAUAAAUUUUCACUUAUCAUUUCUUGCAUAACAGGACAGGGCUUUAAGUUUCCAAACACCAUUUGCAGCAUUAGAUACUCGGUCCACAGAUUAUCAGAGUCUGAGAGCUGGAGAAUUAUUUGCUCAAGAUCAACUACUGUAAGUUUGUGCAACAAAGUGUAUGCUGUAAUUUUCUUUUACUCUAUGUGGAGGUUCUUUGUUCAUCUCUCUUUUGUUGUUUCCAACAGAUGCCAGUGUUUACAGAGACUUUUUAGUUUCUCAAGCUUGUGUGCUCUGGAGCUGGUCCAGGCCUCAGUCAGUUCUCUGAAGUACAAAGCACUGUGGAGCAGCUGAAAGAUCUAAGCUUUGUGAAACACAUAUAUAUAUAUAUUGGCAAUUGAUAAAACAAUAAAAUCACAAUACAGCUAUACUCAUACCAAAAAGGCAAGAUUUUUCAAAACUUGCUAAACUGGUAUAUUCUUCUAAAACAUCUCAUUUUAGAAAAUCUGCAUCAAUCUACACAGACCAUACACAGUGCACAAACUGGGAAGUGUUGUCCUCUGCCCCACCUGCUCUACACCUCCGGCACGCAGCAGGAACUACCUGUGCUGAAGCAAAUGUACAGCUGUCUCAGUCGUUUGUAUUAGCCAGUGCUGCACACAGGAUAAGGAAAGAUGAUUAGUUUUAGAUCCAUACAUAGCAGCUUACAAUACUUAAGAUGAU
This is a messenger RNA of Catharus ustulatus (Swainson's thrush), 9407 nucleotides long. RefSeq names its product EMAP like 6 (gene EML6). The transcript is spliced from 44 exons. Lineage: Eukaryota; Metazoa; Chordata; Aves; Passeriformes; Turdidae. The coding region runs from base 200 to 6121 and encodes 1973 amino acids. Gene Ontology annotation, molecular function: microtubule binding. The record is from RefSeq and is a predicted model, not a curated record.